GGGUCCUCUCAGAGCGCCUGAGGGGGCCCCGCGGUGCGGGGGUUCGCGGCACCGGCGCCGCCGCUCCCGGGGGCCGUGGGGGCUCCAGGGUGACGCCGGUGGGAGAGGGCACCGCUCCCUCGCCCCCUCCCCCGGCCGAGGCUGAGGGGGAGACGGGCGGCCCGAGGCUUCCAGCCGGUGGUGCAGGUCCUGGAGGUGGGAUGGAGGUAGUGGCGUAAGGACCCCGCGCCUGCACCGCCACAAUUAGGGAGGAAAGAGGCUGGAAUCGCUGGUGGUGUGCGGCUGUGGCUGCUCCCCAUGGCAGCUGCGGACCCCCAGGUUGUGGCCUUGGCUGCUCAGAUCACUGAGAGCGGGGAACAGGACAUCCCCCUGCUGCUGCUGAAGUUAAAGGGAGUUUUAAGUAGCCCUUCCUUGGGAUGUGAAGAAUCGAAAAAAAUUAAGCAAGAUAUAUAUGAUUAUGGUCUUACUCAGUACUGCUUGCUGGUCCUUAGGCAAGACCACUCUCGACUGCGGGGAGGCUGGGCCACUGCUGCCCAGCUAGCAGAGAUACUAAGUCAUUGUUGUGUAGGACUAGAGAUGAAAGAAGAUCUUGAGGAAUUUUACAAGAAGUUUCUUCCUUCGGCCAUAGACAACCUGCUGGUUUUGGGAAAACGCUUGCAGGCGAGAUUUAUCCGAGCAAUCAAGGAUAAAGAAAAACAAGAUUUUUUACACUGGUUCCAAACAGUAACCAAUGCCAUCUGCUGGCUGCUCGAUGGGCAUAUUCAACUAGCAGCAUGUGUACUGCAAAAUGAUUGCUUCCUGCAGUUGUUAAUAACAGAUGAUGCUGAAACAGCAAUUAUAAUGAUGUCUGUUUUACACAAUAUUUUGAGGAUCAAUAGUUCUGUCUUCCUUCAAGUUGAUAAAGCGACCCUUCACUCUAUUUUGGAUGAACUUGUUUAUAAGCUUUCAUCUACCACCAAUCCUGCUGUUGGAAGUGCUGCCACAAAAUUGCUGUUGGUGGUGGCAAAAUUGAGCAAACAGCUUGUGCAUUUACUCACAGCUCGCUACAAAGGAUUAAAAGGGCUUUUAAAUAAACAGUGGACUGGCAAAGGAUUUGACAGGGAGCUCAAUCAGCUCUUGGACAUGCUGUAUUUGGAACAAUCCAGUGGAAAAGGAGAAAUGCAGACUGUUUUAUUUCAGAAGCAGCAUCAAGCAGCAUCUAUAAUCCAGGCUACAUGGAGGGGAUUUCAGACAAGGAGAAGGCUGAAAAAGCUACCCCAAGCAGUGACCACAUUACAGAGAAGCUUCAGAGCUAAACGGGAACAGGAGCUGCAACACUUAGCAAAACAGAAGGAAGAUGAGGCUCUAAAACUGCAAAUGCAACUUCAGAGACAGAGAGCCAUGAGACUCUUCCAUGAACGACAGCUGGCCUUACUGGAAAGAGUCCAUGCCAGUCAGGUAAAUAAAUACAUGGAGGAAAUGGAGGAUAAAUCAGCAUUAACUAUCCAGAGAUUCUGGCGAGGGUAUAGAGCAAGAAGAAUUUUUCAUCAACAGAAACAAUCUCUUAAAGAGUAUAAAGCAGCUGUCAUCAUUCAGAGAACAGCUUGUAAAUUCUUGGAAAAACGAAGAAGGAGGAGACCUCUCUCUCCUUGGAAAGAACCCAAGGGACUGACUGAUGAGCAGAGACUAGCUUUGCAGCAGAAGGUGGAUGACUACAUCAAAUUGCAUCCGGCUUCCCAAAUGUCAGAAGAAAUGAGUAAAGAAUUACAUAUGCAGGCUCAGGAAAAGCUGGCACAGUUCCUGUUGAGGAGCAGGCUGGAUCAGAGAGCAGCGCAGAGGAGAGAGACAUUACUGGCUCAGGUCAACACUGAUGUGGAGCUGCUAAUGAAUGCUCCAGGGUUAGCAGAGACCACAGAAAAAGACAUUGGUGUCUUCGUGAGUCGAUCAGUCCCUGUAGCUACCAAGGCAAGACAAUCCCACAACACUAUGCUGAAAUACACUCGCUGGCCAUGGUGGAAAAAGCUUGGAGAUGAGUUUAUGGAGGAUGAUGUAAUUCCUGAUGAGGCCCUAAAUACAGAACUGGAAACUCUCUUUAUUGGUGGAAGAAAAUCUUUAUAGGUAACAGGCAGAAGAAUUCCAUAUUCAACCAGACUCAUACCUUGUACUAUGCACUUACUUUUGUGUGUUUUUAAGGAAGGAAAACAUUUGAAAAACACUGAAAAAUACCAAAACCUCAUUUUAGUGUAUUUUACUUAUCUUGGAAAGAAUCCCUUCCUGUAUAUCAACAGUUGGAUCCUAUUAAUCUUGUCACAAAUAGGAUUUAAAUACUGUAGUUGUAAAUGUAGUUGUAAAUAUUUUGUAAUUUGUAUCACUUUAAAGGUAAGUUUAUAAACUUUGUCUUUUCGGUUCUUAUUCAGACUCGGGUGCAUAAAAAAUCAGGACACUGGAAAAGCCUGGGCUUUUAUAGCAAAACAUUUUUAUCAAGUCAUGUGCUUUGAAAUAAAGAUGAGUUCAGAACAAAACAAGACACCAAUACAGAAUCAAACAAGCUGGGUGCUUUCUCUGUGUUCCUCCCAGGCUACCUGUCCUUGCUUCCACCCUCUGUAAGCUCCCUUUUAUUUGAGUUUGUGCAGGAGUUUCAUUUUCAUCCGUGAAGGCCUCCUGUUGUUUUUUGUCUGACUUCCUUUUUGUUGGGAUGUGUUGCUCCUGAGCUUGGAGAAGAAGGUGAUCCUUGAAUAUUAACCAGCUUUCUUGGGCCCAUCUUCCCUCCAGGGCUUUAUUCCAUGGUACUCUACCAAGCAGGUCACUCAAGAGGUCAGUCUGCUCUCCUAAAGUCCAGGGUAGUGAGCUUGCUAUGCACCUCCCUUGCCAGCCUUAGGAUCUUGAACUCCACCAUUUCAUGGUCACUGCAGCCAAGACUGCCCAUGAGAUCCUUACCAGCCCCUCCUUGUUGGUGAGAAGAAGCUACAGCACUACACCUCUCCUUGUUGUCUCCUCUAUCUCUUGGAGAAGGAUGUUAUCAUCAAUGCAUUCAGGACCCUCCUGGAUUGCUUGUCCCCUGCUGUGUUGUCCCUCUAACAGGUAUCGAGGUGGUUUAAGCACCCCAUGAGGACCAGGGCUUGUGAAUGUGAGGCUGUUCCUAUCUGUCUGUAGAGGGCUUCAUCAGCUUGGUUUUCCUCUUGGGGCAGCCUGUAGCAGACCACCACUGUAAUGUCCCUGCCAUCCCUUUAAUCCUGACCCGUAAACUCUGUCAGCUCCUCAUCCAUCUCCAGAGCUCCGUGCACUCCAGAUGGUCAUUGACAUAGAAGGCAACAACUCCACCUCAUCUCCCAUGCCUGUCCUUCCUAGGGAGCCUGUAUCCUUCCAUUCCAAGAGUCCAGUCAGAGAAGCCAUCCCUCCCUUCUCUGUGGUGUCAGUAAGAUCACAGCCCUGCAGGUGUGUAUAUUGCUAUAUGUAUAUCUCUAACUCCUCUUGUUUAUUCCCCAUGCUGUGUGCAUUUGCACGGGGGCAUUCGAGUUGGAUCCCUGAUGAGACCGACUUCCUGGCUGGAGUGGCUGCAAUUCCUUUAUGCUGCUCUUCAGGUGCUCUUCUGCCCACUUGUGAUCCCUCUCCAGACUCUAGGCUUCUCUUGCUGGCUCUGACAUCAAGCUGGUACAAGUGGGAUGGAUGGAGGUUCCUCUCCCCUGGCAACUGUAGUUUAAAGCCCUCUUCACCAGCUGGGCAAGUCUAUGACUGAAGAUGCUCUGCCAGAUGUACCCAUGAGCCCUCAGCAGCCCACAUUCCUUGGGGCUCACAGGUCACCAGCACUCCCUUGGGCUGCCUUUUUCCUUUAAAAGCCUGCAGUUCUUCCCACAGCCAAUGCAGUGUACAGGAGCAUGGGCACAGUCCAAACUCUUAUGUGGGAUUGUAGCCUCGGUGUGAUCACCUGGCUCUGUCUUCUUAAACCAUGAAGAAGUUGUUUAAUCCAGAAAGGUCUCCAGCCCAGGGCCUCUGCAGUCACUGUGGCCCAGAAGACAGUAAACACCUCCAGUAGGAUCCUGCCUAUGGAUGUGCCCAGAACAAGAACUCGAGACUGCACUAGUGCCACAGGUGCCUGCACUAUUUUUCAGGUAAAAGGCACAGAGAUUCUUAAAAAUUAGAUCUUACCUCACUGCAGAGGAGGAAAAAGUGCAGUGAUUUCUUUUGGUUUUAUGUGGGCAGCAAUAUUGUUUCAGCAUGUUUGUCUUCCAUUCUCUCUAGAUGGCUUUGAGUUUUAAUUUCAGUGGAGAUGAAUGGAAAACAAAUAAAUAGAAAUAGUGGGCAGAAGCCCAAGCCCAUUCAGUUGCAGCUGAUAUGUUGAAAUUAAUAACUGGACAGCUGCCAGGAGGAAGAGCUGGGCUCUGUUAAUUUUUUUAAAAGAACUGUGAUUUGGAAUGCACUUGAAUUGGCUCAUGAUUCCUUUCUUGGAGAGUUAAAUGGUGGAACAAUCCAUUCGGUAUUUGCUAGGGCACUUGCAUGUGUCUGUUGAGUUACGUUUUGUUCUGCACAACUCUGUUGGUAGUUUUAAGCCGUGCCCAUAACAGGACAGGUGCCCUACAACCACCAGAGCAGAGGGCCUGGGGGCAGUCACCAAGCACUCCAGGGUAUGGAAACUGUCCCCAGCAGCUUCCAAGCUCUGGCACUGGAAAAGGCCUAGCAUCUCUGGAUGGAUGCACUGCAGCAGGCCAGCUGUUCCCUCCUAAAUACCUGAGUCCUCUGUAUAUGUUACUGUCCCCUCUGCUCCAAACUAUUUUGACAGAGCAGCCACUGCUAUUCUGUUUAUUCCUAAUCACCUCCUUAGAGCAGGGACAUGGUUGCAAAGGGGCUUUGCCUAAUGUGUCUUACAAAAAGAGCUGACCCCCCAUGGCCAGUGUUAAAUACAAAGUGAAUUAGAGAGCCACUUACCAAAAAGACAUUUAUUGUAAUGGCCUCUGCCACUCACUGCCAUUGGAGUGGAUAACGAAGUCCCACUUUGGAAUAUGCAGUUUGCUAGAUAAUGAGGGGUUUUAAGUGAACAGAGAGCCUAGUAGAAGGUGCUGUCUUGCUGAAGGAAAUAAAGUUGCUGAUCCAGCAGCCUGAACUCCUGCCCCACCACUGCCCUGACAAAAAUGCCUUGUUUUACUUUGUGCUUGUCACCAGGAUAUUACAGUCACCUCCAUUUUACAGACCAGGGAAACAGAGGCACAAGAGCCAUGAGGGAAUGUGCCUAUGGCCAUAUGUAACUGUAUAACCUGUCACUUGUUCCUGUUACUGUUCCAGGCAGAACAAGCCAGAACGGAGCCACUGCAUGCUGAGGUAGAGCUGGGAGAUGUUCUCAAAUGCCAGUUGCUGUGGCCAGCUUGGAGCCUGGGCCCAGCAAAAGAGAUCUCCAGGCUCCCUUGCUGGGAGGAAUUUGGCAUAACUUGAUUCAUGCUCUUUUCAAGUCCUGCACCACAGGCAGGACAUAUUGCUAGCAUUUCAUUUCAGUGCAGCUCUUUCUGGAAUAAAAUACUCCUGCCUGAAUAAUGGGAACAGGCAUAGACAGCUGAACAGAAGCCAUCUCCAGCUUGCUACGAGGUGAACAAUCCUCUUUGGGUUAUACAGUCACCCAAAAAAAAAA
Chiroxiphia lanceolata (lance-tailed manakin) is the source of this 5596-nucleotide messenger RNA. RefSeq names its product IQ motif containing B1 (gene IQCB1). Lineage: Eukaryota; Metazoa; Chordata; Aves; Passeriformes; Pipridae. Gene Ontology annotation, biological process: cilium assembly. Gene Ontology annotation, cellular component: cilium. The transcript is spliced from 14 exons. Gene Ontology annotation, molecular function: calmodulin binding. Bases 298 to 2097 code for a protein of 599 amino acids. The record is from RefSeq and is a predicted model, not a curated record.